Laccaria bicolor S238N-H82 is the source of this 2778-nucleotide messenger RNA. RefSeq lists its product as uncharacterized. The record is from RefSeq and is a predicted model, not a curated record. The transcript is spliced from 6 exons. Lineage: Eukaryota; Fungi; Basidiomycota; Agaricomycetes; Agaricales; Hydnangiaceae. Bases 1 to 2778 code for a protein of 925 amino acids.
AUGGACAACUCCAUCCACCAUCUCAAUCCUCCAGCGACCGCUUCGGUUAGGCUUGAUCCAGACGCGAUCUGGGUGGGAUUGAACUCAGAUACGUCCCUUAUCAGAGACUCAACUGUAAUCUUCAAAGAUCUUCCAGAUCCGGGAUGGAGCAUUGAGGAUUUCUCGGACGUCGGACAAAUCAUCCCAAUCGACUUCGCCCGUGACCCCGAUUGGUUUAGGGAAGACGAACAGUGGGCCCCGUGGAUCCCCACCUCUUUCCUUCUCACAGAGAGGCCAUGGUACGACAAAAUGGAAACAGCCAUCCCAGUUGAGGAACGCAUCGGCGGGUGGUGCAUGGCCCUUCACUUCAGGGAGGCCUGCAACAAUGACCUAGUUCAAGUUCAAGCCGGUGUCCGUGGAAUUGUUGAAAUGGACCCCCGUUUUCCCGUUAGAGCGAAAGUCCCGAAGUUCUACCCUACCCAACGACUCCAGAAGCUCCAUCUCUCAGCGAAACACGCCCAGAUCGAUGCGGCGCGAGCAAAACGAUCUGUCCUACAAGCCAUAGCCUUCAUGUCUUGGUGGACGGCAGUGAUUUCGGAUUGGGAGAGUGAUCUAUUCGAGAGCAUGAUUGAUCUUAUUAGCAGCUUCAUCACUACAGUCAAGGGGAGGAGAGGGGUUAUCUGCAACCUAGAGAAAGAUUGGAGCAUCAUCAACAUCCCUCUUUACAUACAGAACAAAAUUCCUUUUUUCUACCUCUGGGACUUCGAAGCGAGGUCCGACAAUCGCUUUAGUCGCUUGAACCCCACUUUGAACAUGACUUAUUGGUCGGUAAGGAAAGGCACACCCCUGCGGAUUCCAACCGACCUUGAAGAGGAUGAUUUGAAUAAGAUCGCGCGACACGCAAUCAAGCUCGAUGAAUUCUUUCAAGAGGUCUUUUCAUACUCGCAACCUUUCGACCCUCCCCUCUAUCAGUCUUACUCCAUCUUCGUUAUUGAUUUCGAAGGGUGGAAACGCAGACCCAUCAAAUACUCGGACGACAUGUUGACUUGUCUCUCCAAACUCUACUACUACACUACACUAGACGAAGGAGAAGGUCGAUUUAAGACUCUCCUCUUUUGGAGGUGGCGUAAGCGCAAACCAACAGACGAAUACCUUCGCCGUCAAUAUAAGCCGUCACUACCAGAACUAUGGAGGUUCAGCUACGGGCCAAAGUCAGGAAUUCUCUACGACAUCGAGACGGGCCUAACUGUCAAGCGAGCCAAUUCCGAAGCAAAACCGCCUUCAUUACUCCAACGGAUCAGCAGUACGACGACCAAAGCAAAAUUGCUAGACCGUUUAUCCGAUGGAUCCGACGGACUAGCACCCGAUGAUAUGACGGUCGACGACGAUAGUGCGGACACCAAGUCGACUAACGAAGAGUUCCUCUGCAUCCGGUUCGAAGAGCUUUCAGAUGAAUUGUACGAUCCUCGGGCAGUGAACAGCCCUGCAGCAUGGAUCCGCCAAAACGACCAAAAGUUGGAGCGGGCAAGGCGUCAAGCAGCUGACCGUCGCGGUACGGGAGACCAUCUCUUCAGCACGUAUGCUACGGGACGAAUCGGCGAAAAUAACUUACACGGAGAGCAUCUGGUCAGCACCUGCAUUCGCUUGGAAUCCGGACUAUCUGGAGAUAGUCGUCUUAGGUAUUGGGCCAAUUGCUGGAAUACGCUGGGCACCGUCAAACGUUUGCUUACGACAGCCAUCGAACACGGCAUCCGCUUCUUUCUGGCCAUAUCCCUGGACCGCGCCCGGCAAUUCAGACCCAUCAUCGUUGACAACCUCGAUCACAGCUCAGCGGCUUCACUCUACGGAACGGGUUUUCACGAGACAACUCUUUCGCCAAUGGACAACGGCACUACCUUCUGUACAGCGUACCUAGCAAGAAUGAACGACAUGCUGCGGCGCCCUCACGCUCGCGCUUUCAUUGCGGAAGGAGGGCAGUUAAGCUGGAUCGCACGCCGAUGGGCAGGCCAAAGACUGGUCGAGGAAUUUAUGUCGGGCCCAUCCAUCCAGACGACUGUUCACAAUAAAGGCUUUUACGAUUCAUCAAGCGAGGACGCCUCCUAUCUUACCCAUGACGUCGUCUCAGAACAAGAAAAAGACCUGCUUCUAGGAUACUGCCCAGGCACGAACGGAUGUAUGGGACGGUGGCUCUUUCCCCCUAUGGACAUCUUUGAGGACAAGUUCACGCUUUGGACAGGCGAAUGGAACACGGCCUUGGACCAUUGCUACUGUAGAUUAGCGGACUCCAUCGCUAGAGGGAAAGGCAAGCUUCGCACAAGAGAGAAGUGGAGGGAUUGGAUUCGGAACAAUGAACGAGGACAACGACGACCAGAUUACUUGCCUACUCUUCAAGACUUCGAGGACAUCAUGGAUGCGGAUGGAGUGACCAAGGAGCUGGAAAGUGGGGGGCUUUGUAACAGCCUUAUCAAGGGCCACAGUCGUCAAACCUUGAGUAGCUUAGUGAGGAAGAAGGAUCUGAACGACGCAUCUUCCGUGGGACUGCACCUGGAAGACGGAACGCGAAUUACGUUGGACUGUCACGUUCUUCGUCUCCGAGCGCGAUCCUCGAUCUGCGACCACUACGCGGGUCAUCACACCUCUGCUCGCCAGUUCCACAACGGCUUUCCCGCUACCCUAGUGGAUCCUACCCCAAGUAGCGGUUCACAGUCGCUUGCGUUUUUUGACCCAUGGAGUCUAGCCUGGUCAAAACGAGACCGGCAGGAUGGGCAGCCAAGUUCAACACGUCACGUGACUCGUUGA